AUGGGGAUACGCCAUCCCCCUUGGAAAAAUAAUGCUCCACCAUCACAUCAACACCGGUCCCGGUGUUAUUCUCCCAUCAAGCAGGAGAAUAAAAUCCAAACAAUUCCUGUAAAGGAAGCAGCCGGCCCCGGUUCUACAAGUGGCCGAAAGAAGAAAUCUACUGCCAAGGCACCGGCUCCGGUAAAAGACAAGUCCAGAAGCAAGAAGGGUAAGGAACCGAUAACAUUCACGGAACCGCCCUCGCAAACAAGAGAUGAGGAAGAAUCGGCUUCCACGUCUGACCGAACCGGCUCACAGAAAACCGAUGAAAAUACCUCCGAUAGAGAAGGACGGAGUGAAGAAGAAGAUUCGGGUACAAGCCCUAACAACACCGGUGCGACCGCAAGCCUCGAUGCCGAUGCAGACGUCCGUGAGGAGGAGGAGGCUACCCCUGACAAUGACCAAAAGAUAGCCGCGACCAUUGUCCGAAAUAUCUUGGAGGAAAUCGAACAGCGAGUUCAAGCGGUUGCCGCAUUGUACGUUGCGGGAACACCUAAGGCAAACUUACAGCUCUGGGUAUUGGAUAAGCUCGAGAUAAAGAAAGGAGAACUCACUGAAGAAAUUGAGCAGAUUGACGCGGUGCACAGACAACGAGAAAAACCGCAUUCUCCAGCUCGUGAGACCGAUGACGGUCAGAAUCAAGUUGCAACACCUCCUCUGGCGGAUCCGGUAAUAAACGAAACCGAGCAACUUGAAACUGAUCAACAUGGGGUUUCCGAACCGGGCGUCACAGAAGAAAGGGUUAAGUCCCUUAUUCAAGAGUUUGCCGACUCAACGGUUCAACCACUACAGGAGAAAAUCAAGAAAGCCGUGCGCCAAACACUCUUGUUCGCCGAAAAGACGAGGGAUGAUCUCAUAAAGGCAGAGGACCGGAUCACCGCCAUCGAAGACGAAUACCGGGCCGACGUGGUUCUGCACAACGAGCAUUAUCAACAAACCGAGGACUUGGAAGAAAAGACCUCAAGGAUAGUAGAUGACAUGGAUCGGUUUGAAAGGGAAACCAAGCAACGAUUCACAGAGGUCGAUGAGAACCUAGGGCGGUCAAGCAAUAAAGUCGACUCGACACUUGACAGGGUCACAGAUCUAGAAAAGAAGAAUGCGAGCCUUGAAGACCGCAACGACAAGCUUGAAGCCGAUCUUAAAGCGCUAACCGAACAGGUGGCUGAGCUGUUAAAUGCCAAGAUUAAUGCUGAUACAGUGAUUGAAGAAGCAAACGCCCGAGCGGCUAAGGAAGACCAAGAUGCGCUUGACGAAGAAACGCGGAUAGCAAAGGAGACACCGCGUCUGAUCGAAGAAGAAAUAGCCGAGCGCGAACGAAACCUAGCAGCUCAAAAUCCAGCACUUGCGAAGUCCAUGGCAGUUCAAGCAGCGGAGGAUGCAGAGCGGUUAAACGCACAAAAACAAGGGCUAUAA
This is a messenger RNA of Impatiens glandulifera, 1452 nucleotides long. RefSeq names its product eukaryotic translation initiation factor 5B-like. The record is from RefSeq and is a predicted model, not a curated record. The transcript has 2 exons. The coding region runs from base 1 to 1452 and encodes 483 amino acids. Lineage: Eukaryota; Viridiplantae; Streptophyta; Magnoliopsida; Ericales; Balsaminaceae.